UUACUUGUUAUGCCUACAAUUUGAUCUGCACCGUGAAGCACAGCUGUACUAACACAUUACACUUUCUAUGAUUGAAAAUGAUCAUGUCUAUAAAACUUUGUUUAGUUCUAGUGUGUGUUAAAUUGUCUAACGCAAGCGUAGGUAAUAUCGUAGAACGGGAAGAUCGGUCAUACGACGUGAUAGAUUUCAAAGUCCCUCGUGUAAUUUGGAGACAAGCGUUAUUGAAACCAGUACUGCGGUCACCGGUGGAAAUUGUUUUACCUAUACAUGUUCAACAGGAUGACGAUGAUGAGAAUGAGAUAGAUGAUGAAGGAGAUAAUGUUGUUACUGAAAAUGUUUCAGUAGAUGCAACACUUGUUGAAGGUGAACCUAUAGUACAAACAGAACAAGUUACAGCGGCAUCGGUUGCUAAUGUAACAUCAAAACCGACUUUACAAAACCAACCGACGACUCUUCAACCAGAACAAGACGUUAAUGGACAAGUUAUGAGAUUUCCUUGCUCAUGCGUCCGAGGACAAUGUGGUUGUUGUACAGGAACGAUAUUAGAAAGGUUUCGCAUGAAAGCGUGCGGCAAUAUUUCUUUUGUUCCUGAAGAUUUUGUUUUUGAUGUCAAAUUGAACGUUAACAACAAUACAGUCCUAAGGCGACGUGUAUCAGCGAGUGAUCCUCCACCUAUUUGCUUUAAUCCCAGAAGAGCUCCGUUCGUCCGAGUUUGUGCAGAGAUAUCGAAUAUUCGAAUCCGGAAUAGAAACGCUUUCGCUUGUUUAGAUAUUAACGCAGACAUCGCUGGUUUUCCUGUUUACUCGGCAUCUUUUAGGUGUUUUGGAUUGGGCUCGUCAGGCGUACAAACAGGUUUGAAACCAAAACCGGUGUCGUCUGGUCCCACCCCAGUCAAUCUCUUUGGUAACAGUAACAAUGACGACGACGGGGGUUUAUUGGGCGAUGCUGGUGGAAUCCUUGGAGGCGGUGGCGACGGUCUAUUUGGAGGUGGUGAUGGAAUCUUCGGAGGAGGAAACGAUGAAGGACCGUUGGACGUGAUCGGAGACGCUGUAGGCGACUUUUUUGACGGAAGAAAAUUAUAUCUGUGCAUGCGAAUUGAAGUGCCGGUGUUAUUCACACGAGAAACGCACGCGUCGCCUCGCGUCAAAAGUUUACGGAAAAUGGUGAUUGCAGUGGUAUUUAUCAUAGGUGCUUGUUUUUUUGAGACUACGUUCGGAGGAUUAGAAAAUCAAACGCAGACUUACGAUUAUGGGAAAGGAUUUGAGGUGCCUACUGAUUAUGCACUUUUAUUGCACCGGUUAAAGUCUGAUAAUGGCACUAUAACAUCGGUCUUGGCGAGACAAAGCCCAGCGCAAAAUGGAAGUACUUCAAGACGCUGCUCAUGCAUUAGCGGCGUUUGUAAGUGCUGUACUGGUUAUUUAAUGGAUUUGUUAGGGCAAAAAGCAUGUAUGAAAAUAACAUACCAUCCUGGAGAUUUUGCGUUUGACGUUGCCAUGUCUAUGAACGACAGAAUCCUUUACGAAAACUCCUUAUCAGGAAAAAACCCCAGACCGAUUUGUAUAAAUCCUCCAAGAAUAACGAAUUUAAAAGUAUGCGCAAAAUUAUACAACGUAUUCUUUCCUGGUAGAAAUUUUCACUUUUGUUUGGCGAUGGUGGGACAGUGGCGCCAAGUUGAAUUGUUUAACAUAGCUUUCGACUGCUUAAGAAUGGGAGCUAAUGGGAUAGUAAUGGUGAAACCUUCUGAUAACGGUGGCCUUCAGAUACCAAACCCUCAAGGCGGUGUCGAUGCCGUCAUUGACGCUGGAGAAGAUGAUAUUGACGAUUAUGAUGAGAACGUAGUGCGAUCACUUCUCGACGAAUUAUUUGAUUGA
Molecule: messenger RNA, 1871 nt
Organism: Manduca sexta (tobacco hornworm)
Lineage: Eukaryota; Metazoa; Arthropoda; Insecta; Lepidoptera; Sphingidae
Exons: 8
Coding region: 78-1871 (597 amino acids)
Source: RefSeq, a predicted model, not a curated record